Molecule: messenger RNA, 1599 nt
Organism: Meyerozyma guilliermondii ATCC 6260
Lineage: Eukaryota; Fungi; Ascomycota; Pichiomycetes; Serinales; Debaryomycetaceae
Exons: 1
Coding region: 1-1599 (532 amino acids)
Biological process (GO): allantoate transport; tripeptide transport; dipeptide transport
Cellular component (GO): plasma membrane
Molecular function (GO): allantoate transmembrane transporter activity; dipeptide transmembrane transporter activity
Source: RefSeq, a predicted model, not a curated record
AUGGAACCCAUCACUUUUCAAGAGCUGCGUUCAACAAUGAGUAAAGAACAAGAAGUCAAAUUGACAGGAAAGUAUGACGAAGUCAGUAUUGCCGAUGGAGAUGUUAUUACUUCUGUCAAGUCUCCUUCAGGAAAGGAAGUUGUGGUCAAGGGUAAUGACAUUGACAUUGCUAUGAAUUUGGCUAUGCAAUUGGACUCCCAAGACUUAGAUCCUCGAGAGGAUAGAAAGUUGUUUUGGAAAGCGAGUUUAUACAUCCUUCCGUUGAUCUGUUUGUUAUAUGCUGUUCAAUUCAUGGAUAAAAUCACCAAUAGUGGAGCUUCGAUCAUGGGGUUGAGGACGGAUAUGAAAAUGGUUGGAGAUCAGUAUUCUUGGACAGGAUCUGCAUUCUACUUGGGAUACCUUUUCUUUGAAUUUCCUGCUUCCUAUAUUAUCCAACGGUAUUCUAUUUCGAGAUGUGGAGGUAUUUUCUUCUUUUUAUGGGGCACGGUUUUGUGCUUAUGUGCUGCCACGAAUUAUGCUGGAUUCAUCUUCUUAAGAGUUGUUUUGGGAAUGCUUGAAUCUUCAGUUACCCCCAUAUUGAUGAUCAUUACUUCUCAAUGGUACAAAUUGUCUGAACAGUUCAUGCUCUCUGCGAUUUGGUUUUCUUUCUGUGGUGUUGGUGGAGUACUUGGAGGAGCCAUCAGUUUGGGCAUGGUUAUUCAUAACGAGCUGUACUCAAUAGCAGGCUGGAAGUUAUUGUUUAUUGUUACUGGACUCAUGACGGUGUUUCUCUCUGUGGUGUUUUACUUUUGGAUUCCAGAUUCGCCAGCUGAUGCUUGGUUUCUAUCCGAAGAAGAGAAAAUUCAUGCUGUCAAGAGAAUAAGGAAAAAUCAGCAAGGAUUUGGAAACAAACAUUUCAAGAGGCAUCAAUUUAUCGAGGCUUUCACAGACCACAGAACUUACAUUUACUUCUUCUUCGGUCUUGCAAUCUCUAUACCUAAUGGAGGUUUGACUACGUUUGGAAGUAUUGUGAUGAACUCAAUUCUUGGUUAUUCUGUGAAGCAAUCGCUAACUUAUAAUAUCUACCAGGGAUUGAUAGAGGUAUUUGGGUGCAUCAUCGUUGCAUCUAUGAUCAAAUUUGUGAAGCAUCGUAUGAUCGUUUGCAUCUUUGGGUGCAUGCUCAAUUUGGUGUUUUCCGGGAUGCUUGCGUUUGCUAAAGAUCUUCACGUUCGUUUGGGAGGAUGCUUGUGCUUGGGAAUGUCGGUAAUUGGAAUGUUUACUAUGCUUUCCAACUUUUCUUCGAAUGUGGCUGGCCACACAAAGAAGGUUACAGUCAAUGCAAUGUUCCUUGUCGCUUAUGGAGCCGGCAAUAUUAUUGGACCUCAGACUUUCAUUGAAAGCCAAGCACCGCAAUACGUUGGAGGCCAGAUUGGAAUGGUCGUAAGUUAUGCAGUGACGUUGGUUUUAGCCAUUGCUCUUUACAUUUCCUACAUCAUGGAGAACAGAAAGAGAGACAGAAUGGUCAGAAGUGGAGAAAUUGAAUCGGCGAAUCCCGGCAGCAAUGUCGCAUUCGCAGACUUGACAGAUAAAGAGAACCCUUACUUUAGGUAUUCGCUUUGA